UUGUAGCUAAGCUAUAACGUCAAGUGAUCAAUGGAACAUCGCACAUCGCGCUCGCGCCGUUGCACAUUUCUUUGCUCCGAGUAUAGAAUUCCAAAGCAGCAAUUCCUUCGAAUGUUUAUUACAAUUACGUUAACGUAAAAUCAGUUUACUGUAAGUGAAUAAUAAUAAUUGGAAUAAAUAAAAAAAAAUGACGGUAUCCGCUUCCUUUUAGUCCAUUAUUCUCUUUUAAAAUAUCGAUUUUGUGAUAUAAUUAAUUUGUGUAAUGGACCUACCUGUCAUAUAGACACACAAUCAUUUUUUUUAACAAGAAAAGAGAUUAAUCAUGAGUUCGCAACCGAUAGUGGUACCUGGUGGGGAUCACCGAGUACAAUCAGAUGCUCAUUCUGUACCUGCUGGAGGAUGUUCUUCUGAUACGUUUAAAACUAUGACUCCGCCUAAUGUUAGUCGGUCACUGAGCAACCAACCUAAAUAUAUAGAACCAGUGGAUCAACAACUUCGUCCAAGCAGUGUCCAUGUACAACCAAUGCCUUUAACAAAACUUCCAUCAACUGAAUCACUUACAACAAGUGUAACUAUUACAACUGGCCCAGUUCCUGUAUCUCCAGGCUUAUCUAUGAUGGGAGAAGGCAGUCAAAAAACAGACAAUACAUCGGAUAAGUCUAUGGAUUCCUGUAAGUUGACACGAAAGGAAUCUUACAAAGCACAGAGAAAAAAUUAUCGAAUAGAAAAGAAACGUGUUGCUAAUGAACUUCUUAGUUCGUUCAAAGAUCCAACCGUUAUUGUAAUGAGCGAUUGGCUUAAAGUUAGAGGAACAUUGAAGAGCUGGACUAAGCUGUGGUGUAUUCUCAAACCCGGCUUAUUAUUAUUAUAUAAAAGCCCAAAGAUAAAGAGUAAUCAUUGGGUUGGAACUGUUUUGCUAAAUACGUGUCAAGUAAUAGAGAGACCUAGUAAAAAGGAUGGAUUCUGUUUUAAACUUUUCCACCCUUUAGAGCAAUCUAUUUGGGCUCCUCGAGGACCAGAGAAUGAAGCAAUCGGAGCUGUGGUACAACCUUUACCAACUUCUUAUUUAAUCUUCAGAGCACCCUCUCAAGCUGCCGGUAAAUGCUGGUUAGAUGCACUUGAACUUUCUUUAAGAUGCUCUUCGUUAAUUGUACGUUCAACUAGUGCAUUGCCACGUUCUUUACAACAUGAUGCAACGACUACUCACGAAACUCAAUGGAGUGAGGCAGAUUAUGAAAAACAUUUUGAUGAGCAUGAAUACAAGACCCAUGAGGUAGUAACGCUAGAACCUGUAUACACCUCACAUACAGACCUGGAUGAUAUCAGCCAGCCAGAAAAUGGAGUCGCAGUCGAUGCCGAAAUCAGUGCUUCAGAUAGCGAAUCUGAGGGUUCUGCAAAAGAAGAACCAUUGGAUACAAUUAAUGAAACUCCAUAUGCAUCUAAUGAAAAUGAAGUUCUUGGCUCAGCCGGAGAAGUAGUAACAGUAUUGCAGGAAGAACAAAAAUCUUUAAUAUGGUUUUUAAUGAAACAAGCACGACCUGGAAUGGAUCUAUCUAAAGUAGUAUUACCUACUUUUAUAUUAGAACCUCGAUCAUUUUUAGAGAAAUUAGCUGAUUCUUAUUAUCAUGCUGAUCUUCUAUCGGAAGCUGUACUAGAAGAUGACGCAUUCACGCGUAUGAAGGCAGUUGUAAAAUGGUAUUUAUCUGGUUUUUAUAAAAAACCUCAAGGCUUGAAGAAACCGUACAAUCCACUUUUAGGUGAAACAUUUCGUUGUUAUUGGCAACAUCCUAAUGGUUCAAGAACAUUCUACUUAGCAGAACAAUUAUCUCAUCAUCCACCUAUAUCAGGAUUUUAUGUAACAAAUCGUCAAGAUGGGUUUACGAUCAGUGCUACGAUUAUUGCUAAAUCUAAAUUUUAUGGUAACUCAACAUCAGCAAUAUUAGAUGGUGUUGCAAUAUUAACAAUGUUACCCAGAGGUGAAGAUUAUACGAUGACGAUUCCUUAUGCACAUUGUAAAGGUAUUCUUGUAGGAACAUUAUCUAUGGAACUUGGUGGAAAAAUAGAUAUUGAGUGCGAGAAAACUCGUUACCAUACUGAAUUAGAAUUUAAGCUUAAGCCAUUUCUUGGAGGAUCAGAACAGAUGAAUCAAGUAGUAGGAAGAAUACGUUUAGGGAAAGAAACUCUUGCUACUAUUUCAGGAUAUUGGGAUGGACAAAUAAUGAUUACUGAUAAGCGAACUGGACAAGAAAGUAUAUUUUUUAAUCCAACUACAGAGGUACGUAAAAAUAGAUUGAAAAAAUAUACUGUGCCUCUGGAAUAUCAAGGUCCAUGGGAAAGCGAAAAAUUAUGGCUUGCUGUUACACAUGCUAUUAAUCGAGACGAUCAAUAUGCUGCUACCGAAGCAAAAACGCAACUAGAAGAAGCUCAAAGAGAACGAGCUAAAGAACGCAAAAAUAAUGGUCAAGAAUGGGUUCCUAAAUAUUUUGUACAGGAUAUUAUAACAGGUAAUUGGGUGUAUAGACACGCAGAUGCUCGACCAUGGGAUCCUAGAAAUGAUGUAGUACAAUAUGAACAUGAUUAUAUUAUACGCACAAAAACAAGACAUAAGACACCAAUUAUGCGUACUGGUAGUAUUGUUUCUACAGAUCCUAUAACGCAGAUGCCAUUACUUCAAGCUGAGUCUCGUUCAUCACUAUCUGUGUUAAAAUCUUCAAAACGACAAUUGUCUAAUAAUUUACCUCUUACAGAAACUGCACACGACUCGGGUAGUUCAUCUGCCGAGUUACAUUCAGAUUCUAGUCAGUCAAUAGGCAAAAGAAGACGUGCUACGACAAGAUUACUAGAUAUCACUAAAGACAUAGAAAAUCAAAUAUCAGAAUAUGGUGAAAAAUUGAAUCGUAUUCAACAUCUAAUUGAACAACUUGCUGUAAGGCAAAGAGCACAAAUAGAGCAACAACAUCAUAUAAAUGUCUUUAAAAGUUUUUUAGAUACUAUACUCGUUAUCGUAGUUGUUUUCCUUGUGCAAUAUUUUAUGAAAGUAUGGAAUACAGGACCUAGUACAAGUUGAAAUAAUUUAUUAUAGUGUCCUAUACGUUACGUAAUUAUUUACAUAUAGUAAAAUAAAAAA
Polistes canadensis is the source of this 3127-nucleotide messenger RNA. RefSeq names its product oxysterol-binding protein-related protein 8 (gene Orp8). Gene Ontology annotation, cellular component: intracellular membrane-bounded organelle; membrane; cytosol. Lineage: Eukaryota; Metazoa; Arthropoda; Insecta; Hymenoptera; Vespidae. The coding region runs from base 323 to 3067 and encodes 914 amino acids. The record is from RefSeq and is a predicted model, not a curated record. Gene Ontology annotation, molecular function: cholesterol binding. The transcript is spliced from 17 exons.